Messenger RNA from Molossus molossus (Pallas's mastiff bat), 1622 nucleotides. It is a transcript of the gene LYL1, whose product is annotated as LYL1 basic helix-loop-helix family member. The coding region runs from base 509 to 1348 and encodes 279 amino acids. Gene Ontology annotation, biological process: regulation of transcription by RNA polymerase II. The transcript is spliced from 5 exons. Gene Ontology annotation, molecular function: DNA-binding transcription factor activity, RNA polymerase II-specific; protein dimerization activity; RNA polymerase II cis-regulatory region sequence-specific DNA binding. The record is from RefSeq and is a predicted model, not a curated record. Lineage: Eukaryota; Metazoa; Chordata; Mammalia; Chiroptera; Molossidae.
CAGUUUCCCCUGUGUAUCUGGGCACCUCACUUCCAGCUGUGCACUGGGGCUGGGUCCUUGGAGGGCCAGGGUCCCUCCAGUGACUGGGAGGACGGGAGGUGAAGCCCUGAGGGGUGACGGCCAGUCCUGCCCACCAGCCUGGGGCGGGGCUAGAGGCCGAUCUUGGAGAUCCCCGCCUGCUGGUUUCCUCCGGGGUCAGCCAGGCUCCUUAUCAGUCUCGGCCAGGCGGCCAGGACCUUAUCUGCGCUGGCCCAGCAUCCUCCAGCCACUGCGCCAGGGGGACCCAUGCUGCUGCCACCACUAAGGCCCCAAGCCCUUGGGAGCCCAGGAAGAGGUUGAAGCCCAGACAGAGUGGUCAUCUGCUUGGGCCACAGAGUGGAGAGGCUGGAGGGAGCAGGGCUGGGGAGCCUGGCUUGAAGCUGGAACCACAUCCUGGCCCUGACCGGCAGAGCCAGGGCACUAAGCAGGCAGCAGGACAAGUGCUGGGGUGAGCACCCCCUCGGGGUCCAUGUGCCCACCCCAGGCCCAGGCAGAGGUGGCCUCCACCAUGACUGAGAAGGCUGAGAUGGUGUGUGCCUCCAGCCCAGCGCCUGCCCCGCUCCCCAAGCCUGCCUCACCUGGGACCCCAAAGGCAGAGGAGGUGGGCCACGGAGGUACCUUAUCCCCCAGGCUGCCCCCUGGUGUCCCAGUGAUCAGCCUGGGCCACACUAGGCCCCCAGGGGCAGCCAUGGCCACCACAGAGCUGAGUGCCCUUCGGCCCCCACUGCUGCAAUUCUCCGCCCUGGGAAAUGCCCCAACCUCUCUGGCCCUGCAUUACCAUCCUCACCCCUUCUUCAACAGCCUCUACAUUGGGCCAGCAGGACCUUUUAGCAUCUUCCCUAGCAGCCGGCUGAAGCGAAGACCAAGCCACUGUGAGCUGGAGCUGGCUGAGGGGCAACAGCCCCAGAAGGUGGCCCGGCGUGUGUUCACCAAUAGCCGCGAGCGCUGGCGGCAGCAGAACGUGAACGGCGCCUUCGCAGAGCUCAGGAAGCUGCUGCCCACGCACCCGCCCGACCGGAAGCUGAGCAAGAAUGAGGUGCUCCGCCUUGCCAUGAAGUACAUUGGCUUCCUGGUGCGGCUGCUGCGAGACCAGGCAGCGGCUCUGGCAGCAGGCCCCACGACGCCCGGACCCCGCAAACGGCUGGCGCACCGAGGGCCAGACGACGGCGCCCGCUGUGGGCCUUGUCACAGGGCUGAGGCGGUAGCGAGCCUGCAGCCCGAAGCCCUGGCCUGCCCCAAUGGCAGCCCCGGUGGGGCAGCGCGCCCCAUCAAGACGGAAAAAGUGGCUGUAAGCCCAGAGGUGCGGUGACCUCCAUCGCCUCUGGGCCGAAGGGCACUGGGGACUCAGCCCUGGGCCAUCGAGGAAGGGGUGGACCACGCACUGCGCUUAUUCUGGAGCUCAGAGGGACUAAUGAGAACGUAACCUGCGGGGGGGGGGGGGGGGGGGUCUGGAAGGGUGACUAUCGCCCCCAGGGACCCUACAGACCCUCUUAUCACCCACCACCCGUUGGAAGCGGCCUUCCCCACAUCCUCCUCCUGGAGGCGAGGUCCAGGAACAUCAACAUGGCAGAGCCGUCAUCGGA